CAACAGGCGAAGCGGGACAGUGUCACAGUGACGUAUUUGGCAUUAUUUGAUGUUUACGAAAACUGUGCCCAUAAAUGACCUAAUUUACACAAAACUAGUACUCAGAUAUGUGAAAAAACAUUUCGCAAUCGAUUUCUAAGCUACCACACACGAAAUGAUCUCUUCGCCGGCUGCAUAAUACAACUGUGAUCAUGUCUAGUAACACCUCUUCCAGCAAAAUUCGGGGCCCCGGUCGGCCCCCGAAGAAGAUAAUCUCUUGUACGUGGUGCAACGAGACCAAGCUACCCCUCAAGUACGUUUAUCCUACCACAAACGGCAAGAAAGAAUUUUGUUCAGAAAACUGUUUAGCUGAAUUCAGGAAAGCAUAUAUCAAAGGGGCCUGCAUACAGUGUGAUAAUGUUAUAAGGGGCUUUAACAGCCCUUCGAAGGGGUAUUGUUCCACGUAUUGUAUGAAUAAGCACCAGAAGAAGGAAAUGCCUUCAAGGGUAGCAGCUGUGGCUCCUACAAUGCCGUUGGAAGGCUCACCUGGACCAUUUCAGUAUGAAACAUAUCAGCCGUUUGAUUGGGAAGAGUAUCUCCGUGAAACCAACAGCUCUCCAGCACCCCACAGUUGUUUCAAGCAAGCUAGCAGUCCCCCUUUGAAUGAUUUCAAGGUUGGAAUGAAAUUAGAAGCCUUAGACCCUCGUAAUCUAACCUCUACAUGUAUAGCAACUGUUAUCAGUAUUCUGGGUCCUAGGCUGAGGCUAAGACUUGAUGGUAGUGAUAAUAAGAAUGAUUUUUGGAGGUUAGUUGACUCAAGUGAGAUACAUCCUAUUGGCCAUUGUGAGAAGAACGGAGGGAUGUUGCAACCUCCAUUAGGUUUCCGGAUGAAUGCAAGUUCUUGGCCAAUGUUCCUAUUGAAAACUUUGAAUGGUGCAGAAAUGGCUCCAGCUAAGAUAUUCCAGAAAGAACCUGCGGGUCCUAAAGUAAACUACUUCCAGGUUGGUCAGAAACUGGAAGCGGUAGACAAGAAAAACCCUCAACUGAUCUGUUGUGCAACAGUAGGAGCUGUCAAGAACGACCAGAUUCAUGUAACCUUCGAUGGUUGGAGGGGUGCUUUUGACUAUUGGUGUAGAUACGACAGCAGAGACAUCUUUCCUGUGGGGUGGUGCGGCAAAUCAGGACAUCCCAUGCAACCUCCUGGGCAGAAGAACAAUUCUGGGGCGAACAGAUUCCGUUUUCGCCCCUCCCUGAUAGCCUCAAUGCCUCUCGCACCAGCGGCUACGGCCCCCGCAUCCAGUAGCUCCGCCCCCGCCGCGAGCGCGGCUCCAAUCAAACGCGAGCCAUCCCCGCCACCCGCAGAGGCGGACACUUCGGCGCCGCCUCCGCCCCCUGUCACGGUCCGCUUCCGCAGACAAUGCGCGCUGGCGGCGUUCGCGUUGCUGGAUCCAACCAGGGUACCGGAACAAGGGGUGGAAGACUCGCAACCGAGGCAGUUGGCGAAGAAGGUGGUGCAAGCCGUGUUGGCGGCUAGUAGGAAGCCGGAUACGGUGUUGGCGAGACUGGGUACCAUAAGAGGCGAAGAAUCCGCCAUAACUCAUGAUGGCAAUACAUAUACCAUCAAACUACCUCAACUGGUAAAGGCUAGUGAUUUGUUGCAGCUCUUCCAGAUUCUUGCUCAAACCCUGGGAUGCUGUCAGAAUAUGUUUGGACUGGAGCAGCCAGCGAAGGACUGCCCGCAGUGCGACCCACGUCCCCGUCCAUCAGCGGCAGUCUCCGCCUCCUCAUCGUCCCCGCCACCUGCUAAGCGCCGCCCACCCGCCGAACAAGAAGCGGCCACGUCGACAACGCCCUGUGAGAAAGACACGCCCACAUCGGGGGUGGGAAUGGGGACGGUGGUUGUGGCCACGGCUGUCGCAGCAGGGGCUGAGGUCAGCAGGCAACCGCCGAACGAAUGGGGCAUCGAGGAGGUCAUACGUUUCAUCGAGGCGACUGAUCCGUGUUUGGGGGUGCAUGCGGAUCUGUUCCGGAAGCAUGAAAUUGACGGUAAAGCGUUCCUCCUUCUAAACUCGGACAUGAUGAUGAAGUACAUGGGACUGAAACUGGGGCCGGCGUUGAAAAUUUGCAAUCUAGUAUCUAAACUGAAAGGUAGAAGGCAUGCACUAUAAGCUUACACUUUACUUUAUUGGAUAUUGUUGACGCAUUAUAUUUUUAUUAUAUUACUCUUUUUUGUUAGAAAUUUAUUGAUUGAGAUAACUUUUUUGGGCAGUAUAUUUACUGAUAAUAAAAUAUGAGCAUGAAUUUGGAUUUAGCUUGUCAAUUAUUUAAAAACAAAUGUUUAUGUUUUGGCUUUUAUCAGUUUUUUAGGUAUGUUAAGAAUUCUAAUCAGAAACUUUUAUUUUAUUAUAACUUUCUAUCGAAGUUGAUCAUUUGAAAGCUUCCCACCACAGAUUUAUCGAAAUACCACUGAUUAAAAUAAAAAACCCCGAGACACGGCAAAAGAUUUGUCAAGGGGGACAACUUUCUAACCAAAAACUACUUCACCCUCCGCCCCCAGGGUCAUCCCCUUAAACAUUUUGAAUGACAAGGGGUAUCGAGUAAUACCUUGUUUGAAAGGUCUUCCGAAUUCCUUUAUUUUGACGUUUUUGUAAAAUCGGUCGAUUUGUUUUCAAGAAAAUUCGAAAAACCUUUAUUUAUCGUAAUUUGUUGAGAUAGAAAACAAAAACACACGAAAAUAUCACUUUUUAUUUGAAGGGCUUAUUGUAAUAACGCGAUAAGCCACAAAAGCAUAAUAAGGAGUUAUUUGACUUUUAAGUUUUGGAAAAAUGUGAAAAAUCAACGUUUAUCAUAAUUAAACUUGAAUAAUUUUUUUUGAGGCUUUUAAAUCCGUAUCUGUUGAAUUUGUCGAGGAAGAGUGAAAAAAAGACAACUGAUAUCCCAAAAAAAAUUUUUUUACAAAAACAAUGUGGCUUGUCAUAUUAUUGCCUAUAAAAAAAAUACAGUAAUAUUUUUAUAAGGAAAUGAGGAUUAAACUCUACCGCACUUUUCUGCUAUACGAUUUCAACAUCUUCUUCAUCACUUUCUCUGGAGGUUAGUCCAUUGAAGAAGGGUAGAUGUAUUGGGGGUAUAUAUGGAAAAAGAGAUUGUACAUUUUUAAGUUUCUUCUUUGAAAUUUUUAUAGGUUCCAUGUACUUAUUUUUCAGCUGACAUAAGGGUGUAUUCACAGGCCUACCCUUUUUUGUAAUAUUCACUUCGUUAUACUCACCGUUUACAGAGUGCUUAACAAAAAAAGAUUUUGUAUUUUCUGUUUUAAAAUGGAAGGUAUAUACACCAGAGAAGUCUAAAUUUUCCUUGUUACUCAUGCGAGUACUCUUUUGAACAUUGGCCAACAAUAGUUCAAAUUUGAGGAAAUCUUCUUGCUGCAUAACUGUGACCUUGAAAGGAUUCUUGUUGUUAGCAUCUUUGAUGAUUUUGUGCCAACCUUCUGGGGAAUACACUUCAGGAGCAUAUUUUCUAUGCCGUUUUUCAAUCAACGCGAAGUCCCGGUCCGACGGCAAUUGGGUAUGUCCAGUAACAAGAAAAUGAUGUGUUAUUGUUUUAAACCAUUUCUCUUUAACUAACUGCAACCAAAAUGCCAUAAAUUGCCAAUUUUUGUUUUGACCAGGACAGUUAUCCGUGAAUACAACAAGGUGAUCUACAUCCUUUUUAUCUUUAAGAAAUUUAAAAAGUACAGAAGCAACUUCAUCCGCUCCACGUUUGGCUUGAUUUUCUGUCCACAAAAACAUGUGACCCUGUUCAGCAGUACAAUCGUGUACUCCAAGGUUAUAGAGCCAAACUUUUCUGCAAUAAAAUGCUGGGCCUGUUGUAAGCUUGGGUAUAGGCAUUGCCUGCUGUAAGUCAAAACUGAUAACACAUACGUUUGUUGUACUUUUUGAUCGGUCUGUCUCUAAUUUCAGCAAAUUUUGCAUUGCUUUAGCUCUAUUUUGGUGUAAAGUCAAGGAAGUAGUUAGCCUUUGUUCCUCUUUGUCAUCGUUGUUUGAUUUGACAAUAUCAAGUUUGAUCUUUGACUCGUCACAUAUUUUACAUGUGUCAGACUUGGGCAGCUUGAAACCGAUAUUGUAUUCAGUGCAAAAUAUUUUAAGGUAAGCACUUUGUUUCACUGGAAUAAUGUUUUGUUGUUGACACCACGGAACAUAAUAAUCCUUAUGCAAGCUUGCUAUGGACAUAUCGCAGUUAAGAUACAUUUUGUUGAUGUUAUUUGCUCUGCUAUAGUGGCUCUGAUAUUUUGGUAUAGCAUCUAUAUGAUUUCUGACAGAUUGUUUUUGGUCAGCGCUUAGUGCAUUUGGUCUAUUUUUAUGUUUACCACGUCCGUCUUUUAUAGGGACAACAGCUCCGGUUGUCUUCAUUUUGACAAUAUGGUCGAUUCUGCCUCGACAAUUUUGCAGUCCAUGGACACUCAUAAAUUCGACCUUACAUACCCUGACAUCCCUACCAUCAACAUUAACAAUAUAUUGAGCUGUAAACUGUCGACUAGAUUCUUGACGUUUUUGUUGUUUCUUGUAAGAUCUUUUCUUUUUUAGAACUCGAAUAGCACCAAAAAGGUAACUGUUCUGAAGAUCAUAGGAACCUAGAUCCCAGAAUUUUGUGAAGAUAUUUUCAUGGCUAUUACUGAGCUUGUCUCGGCAGUUCUUCUGGCAUCUACAUGGUGAACCCAAUUCUCGAGGUUUAACAAGUUUCUUGCUCUUUACUGUUGAAUAUUCUUGUCCUAAAUUGCGUCUUCUCUUCCUUUUCACCUGUUCAUAGUUCUCGUCCCUUCUUUGUCUCCAACGAGUUUGCGGAGUUUUUUCGGGUGUAGUUUAGAUAAUUUAGUAGGUACAGGUGAGUCGCCUUCCUGAAAUUAAAUAUUCUUAAUAGCAACAACAUGAUAAGCCACGUUCAAAUUCGCGAUAGUCUUGUUUUGGUAAAACAUGAUAAGCCACAAAAACAACAAUAAUACAUACCUCACUUGUAUCUGAACUUUCGUCAUCAUUUGAUGGUACGAAAUUCUUAUCAACCACACUAUCAUCACUUGAUUCAUAAAAUUCACUGCUUGAACUGCAAAUAUCGCUUGAAAUAGGAUUAUUAUCGAGAGGUGCAUACGAACCGGUCGCCAUUUUGACGUGGCUUAUCACGUUUUAACGUGAAGAUUGUAGAGAGCCGCCGUGGCUCCAUCUAUCGGACAAUAGUCACAACUUUUCUACUGUGGCUUAUCAUAUUCAUGCUUAACUAAAUUGAGGAAUAAAACAGAUUUUUGUCGUUGUGUGGCUUAUCAUGUUAUUACAAUAAGCCCUUCAUUUCAAUAAGUGUUCAAAAUGUUGCCCGUUGUUGGCCAAACAAUGAUAUAGGUGAUGUUCAAAUUCCUGAUGGACAUUUCAUGGCAGCUUUCGAUUAUGGGUUGACGAACUUCAUCCAAACUUUCAGGUUGAGGAGUAAACACAAUAGAUUUCAAAUGGCCCCAUAGAAAAAAGUCUAAUGGCUUCAAAUCAGGAGAUCUAUCUCAUUCUACAGGGUUAUCCAAAUUAAGUGUCCACCAUUAGUAACUUUGUUAUUAGUGAAAAUACAAAGUUGUUUGAAUUAGCAAACUAGUAGC
Messenger RNA from Acanthoscelides obtectus, 5608 nucleotides. The record is from the annotation of a GenBank genome assembly. Lineage: Eukaryota; Metazoa; Arthropoda; Insecta; Coleoptera; Chrysomelidae.